Messenger RNA from Aphanomyces invadans, 2640 nucleotides. RefSeq lists its product as hypothetical. Lineage: Eukaryota; Oomycota; Saprolegniomycetes; Saprolegniales; Verrucalvaceae. The transcript is spliced from 5 exons. Gene Ontology annotation, molecular function: mRNA binding; protein binding. Bases 109 to 1299 code for a protein of 396 amino acids. The record is from RefSeq and is a predicted model, not a curated record.
AUUGGCAACCGCACCCGCGUGCGACGGAUUCUGCAGUGGCAUCGCUGACUCGCAGGUCCUGGCUGGUCAUUGACACCUUUCGCCAAUUGAUCGAGGAAACCCAGUGCCAUGCAGACGCAUAUGGAGUCGCUGCAUCUCCCGCGCCUCGACCUCGGCUUGUUCAAGAACAGCAGUCGGUACCUCGAACGCGUGGGCAAACCAACGAUCCCGUUCCAACCCCCGGUGUGGGCCGCCCCGCACAAACCGCUCGCAAUUGCACUCGUCGACGUGUUCAAAGCGAACGAAGUCAUCACGAGCAUCAACGUCGAUUCGAAAGCGUGCUUCCUCUUUGGACGCAAUGCGCUCGUGUGCGACAUUGUGCUGGAGCAUUGUUCGAUCUCACGAAUGCACGCCGCACUGGUCCACCACGUCGAUGGCGCCAUGUACUUGAUUGACCUCGGGUCGUGCCAUGGAACGUUCAUGGACGGUGAAAAGCUCGAGCCACUUCGACCGACCCUCCUGUCCCAUGGAACCCACCUCCGAUUUGGCGUGUCGUCGAGGACGUACCGGUUCAAGUCGUACGAGUCGCGACAGCAGAUUGAGCACCGCGUUCAAACCACGAUCGGCCUCCAGCCAGACGAGCGGGAACUGCAAACGAAUACCCUGCUGAAUCGAUUUCUAUCCUAUCGGCUCGACGCUCCAUUCUGCCACCCGUCGAUACCAACCAACCCGUGGCCGCACAACUCGAAUCGCAUUGCGUCGCAUUCGAUGGACACGAGCGAAGAUGCACAAGAAGAAGACAACGACGUGACGAACGGAUCCGUUUCCGCCGUCCCGUCCGCUGCCGACGACGACAUGGUUGUGUCGGAAUGCGACCCCGCAGGCUUACCGACGACUGUGGGGCCGCACCACGGAACGGCGGCAUCCUUCGCCCAGUCGAGAAAGCGGACCCGGCCAACGUCCGCUGCCCCCGCGACGGACCACGUUUUCCUCACUUAUGACAACAAGCGCGUCCAUUUUGUCGAAUCCCCGCAGAUCAUUCACCAUUACCACCACACUGACGAAGACGACGACGUCAUGGAUGUGACGAUGGAUGGCUUUGACGUUCAGCACAGACGCGCCUCCUUUGACGACGCGGUGAAUGGGGCGGCCACCCCUAGCCAAACGAAGUUUAUGCUCCAGCACCUAGGCAGCGAAACCACGCGAUGUGGCGCGAGUGUCGGGGCGGCGCUCGGAUUUCCCAUGGAAGGACUCCACCAACGCCCGUCGAUCGACACCUCCAACAGAAUACCAGGGGCCCGGCGGCACACGUUAGGUUAACCAUAGGAUUUAUUAACACGUUGCGACUUGAGCUCACGAAGGCCGCCACGGGAGAAUAUCGUGGCUGGCAGCACGACAUCGUUGUGCGAACGAAGCGAAGCCAUACCACACAGCUCUGGUAUGCUUCAUGUGGCACGCAUUGGUGGUGAUGAGACGUGCACAACUCAAGAGAUGAGCUUGGUAGACGUGGUGUUUGGAGUCGGUGAGACAACAGAGGCGAAAGCAGAAACCCAUGGGCCGCCCACGAACUGGAUCUGCGGAAUCAUGACCUUGCCGAUCGAAGCCGAGCAUGUGAGCGCUUUGGCUAAAGUGCAGGAUGCCCACCGGUGGCUCCACCACGAGCUACACGUCGUUCUUGUCGUCGGGUGGGUCGACCCUUUGUACACCAUGUGCCAAGAGAUGACGGAUCAAGUCGUUCCGCAUUGCUGUUUUGACAACGCCGCCAUGCUGUGGCGCUGCAGACGCCAAUCCUUAGAGGUGCUUGGUAGUUCACGGUUGAUUCAUGCCGAGUGCGGGCCGAGGAUGUGCAGAACGUUGAUAUCCAAGCACCAGAGACCACCACGACAACUUGUUUGUAUUGCACCUACGAUGUCUCUUCCGUGAUGGGCAUGGCCUGCACGAGCUCUGCGAGUGGCUCGAGGCAGAAGAACCACGUGUCCUUGGUGGUGGACUUGUGGGAUAGCUGGAUCGACGCGUAUAUCCUCCAGUCAGCGGCCGCCAGGGAACCAAAUACAUGCGACAGCAGCACGUGCCCCCGUGACGACCGAUUCGAACUCCACGGACUCCCCAUGAGCUUGAACUGCGUGCACCCACCGUUUUGGCUGCCGUAAAUCGAUACGUGGACGUUGUCGUGGUGAUAGGCAUGGAGGAUACAGGACGUGACCCUGUCAACGACGUUUGGUGGAGCGCCGAUCACGCGCAGGACGUCGUGUUCGUGCACGGAUAUGGCGAAUACCUCUGGAUGGGUCCAAGGCGCGCGUCGUUCAAAGUACAUCGUGUCCAUGUCGCCCGCAGUCACGCAGGAUGACGUGUACAAAUAGUAGCCUUCGCGGAGCAAUGCUUUGAGCAAUCUCGCCAUGAACAGUCGCGCCUGCACGGUGACUUCCCCAGAAGGCGACGAGAAAGGAGUGCCGGGACCAAACCUGAUGUUCGUUAGGCCUUCCUUCGUGGUCCACCCCGACCACGCCUUGGCGGCAGCGCUCAUGAUCUUGUCCACGUGGUGCUGUGGGAAUUUGUGCAGCCGGAGCGUGUCUUCGCAGAACGAGAUGGUUGGCAACGCGUUGUGGUGCGCCAUGGCGGUCGUUCAAUGACUGAAUGUUCAGUGUUGUUGGGGGGGUGUUU